Molecule: messenger RNA, 1329 nt
Organism: Chara braunii
Lineage: Eukaryota; Viridiplantae; Streptophyta; Charophyceae; Charales; Characeae
Source: the annotation of a GenBank genome assembly
AGGGGGAGAGGUCGGGAUGGGAGUCGGGAUAGAGAAGGGGGAAGGAGGGAUAGGGGAGGUCGGCGACAGAAGGGGAGGAGGGAGAGGUCAGGAUGGGAGACAAGUUAGGGCCAUGUCGGGAUAGAGGAGGGGGGGUGGCGGUUGGGAUAGAGGAGAGGGAAAGGCGAUGGAGGGAAAGGUCGGCGAAGGAAGGGAAGGCGGGAGAGGUCGGGAUGGGAGUCGGGAUAGAAGAGGGCAGGAAAGAAGGGGAGGGGGGAGAGGUCGGGAUGGGAGUCGGGAGUCGGGAUACGGGAGAGAGAGAUGAUGGAGGGAGAGGAAAGAAGGGGAGGCGGGAGAGGUCGGGAUGGGAAUCGAGAUACGGGAGAGGGAACGGCGGAAAGGAGGAGGAGGGAGGAGGGAUCUAUGGAGGGAGAGGUCGAGAUAGGGGAGAGAUAAAGGCGAUGAGGGGGAGACGUUGGGAUGGGAGUCGGGAUAAAGGAGGAGGGCAGGAAAGAAGGGGAGGGGAGAGAGGUCGGGAUGGGAGUCGGGAUACGGGAGAGGGAGAGACGAUGGAAGGAGAGUGCGAGGAGGCUGAGGCCACAGCUGAACGCUGGAAAGCCGAGGCGCUUCGACCAGGUAACAAGCGCGACAGUAUUGCGGUGGGUACUACUCCUAUGAUGCAAGCUCGAGUGAGAAUCCGUACGGGUGGGAAUGAGUCUCCAAAGGCGCAUGUUGAGACUCCACGGCGACACGUGGAAAUUGAUCUGAAAGGUAUCGCAGAGCGUCAUCAGGCUGAAGUGGAAGCGCUGCAGACACUACGUAUCAAUGAGAUGAAUGCACAGAGGGAAUCAGAGUCUGAGGUUGAGAAACUCAAGGAGGCGUUGGCUAGAUUAGAGAUGGAAAAAAGAACGGCUACGCGUGGAACUAACUUGAAGACGAGACUUGAUGAAGCAGCUACGAAUAAGGAGAGGACGAACGGCGUUACUGAGGGUGGUGGGGGUACCUCUGCGCAAAAGGAUAAGGACAAAGAUAUGAACCAGGCUGCUGAAUCUGUAGACCGAUAUGCUUUUGUUCGGGCCAAUCGCAAAGACCUGCGCGGAAAGAACAAAGAGUUCGUGAUUAAGAUAUGCGAGAAGGAAGGUGUUAAUUACACUACACUUGAUCCUACAAAGGAGGCGAUCGUACAGGCGCGGGCGGCCAAAACGUUUGAUGAUGACGCAAGAAGAGAGAGGAAAGGUAAGGAUGUAGCCACCGUGUCGAUCUCUGAUGACGUAGCCGGACCUGUGAAUGAUCAGGAUGAGUCGGCCGCUUCUUAGUAUCUUUCCCGGACACGGCUUUGCUAUGGGAAGU